Messenger RNA from Ictalurus furcatus (blue catfish), 2109 nucleotides. Its product is annotated as glutamate-rich protein 1. The coding region runs from base 348 to 1292 and encodes 314 amino acids. The record is from RefSeq and is a predicted model, not a curated record. The transcript is spliced from 6 exons. Lineage: Eukaryota; Metazoa; Chordata; Actinopteri; Siluriformes; Ictaluridae.
CCACGUUUGACACAAAGCGGGGCCAUCUUGGUAAGGUCGCCGAUACUUAGUGCUGCGUGUCGAAGAACGAUAUGAGCUAGAUUCCUUCAUUACGAACAAAAUGAUGUGUCGACUUUUUUGAAACAGAAUUGUAUGCAUUUUAAGUUAUAUCAAAAUGCAACCCAUGACUGGUUUUAUUUUAUUUAUUUUAACCGCCGGCUUGAUAAUUCUGCCUAACUCGAUAAGGUUAGCUAGGUAACUCGGCUAGCAGCAGUGUUUGUUUGCGAGUUAUGCAGUUUUAGUCAGCGAAAUUAAAUGUCAGCUGAAGUGUCGAACCUGUUUAAACAAAAGAAGGAGGACAAACCGACAUGUCGCUUAGAAAAGAAGUAUUUCAGGCAAAAGUCCUGCAGAGACUCUACCCCGCUGCCCGAGAGGUAGAAAAAGUGCUCGAGAUGCCUGUCCAUCAUCCCCAAGGUGUUCAACUGAAACCAAGCAAAGUGACUGGUCAUGUAGGAGUACCUGCUGUAUCAGGCAGGAAGGUGUACACAGUCCUCCCUCCUCCUAAAGACUACGUUCCUGCCAGUGGAGAUGGAUUGUGGUCGCCUACAGAUGCACAGCUUGUCAAUAAUGCAGAUGAGAUGCCUGCCGAUCUUUCAGGAUCGGAAGACCGCGAUGCCGAUGAAGACGACGGCCGUGCGAGCAUUAAGAGGAAGCGAAGGAGGAAGAGAAAGGCAGCUACAGUCUCCGAAGGGAAUACGCCUAGCGCCGCCGCUGACGACGACAAAGCCGAAGACGCUGAGGAGAGAAGUAAAGGGAACGCCGAGGGCUCGGAGUGCCUCAGCAAAAACAAGAGGAGGAAGAUGAAGAAGAAGAGGCACAAGGAGAAGCUGCUCGCACUUGGCCUCGUGCCCCGGUCCACGGCCGUCGAGUUCACUUACAAAGAAAGUGAGGGAAAAGAAGAGGAAGAGGAUGGACAUAAGAAGGUGGAAGAGGUUCUGGACUUCCUUCAUUCUACACGAGAUCUCUACCUGUCCGAUCGCUCCCGCAGUACAGGCGACCCGUCCGUCUUUCUCAGUGCGACGGAGUCGCUCUCGGCUCGUCUGUCCGACGGUACGUCGCCCCCUGCUGUUCUGUCCGUGCUGUGUCGGCUCGGAGCGCUGCUGCGUCGGAGGGAGGUGGAGGAGUUACACACCGUGCUGCAGGAGUUCACACACACUACAACACUGCCUGAAGAUGAGACUGAAGUGAUCUGCACUCUAUUCCACUACUGGAUAACUGAAGUUCUUCCUGUGCAAACGGAUCAGUUGACGUGACCACGGUAUACACACUGCAGUUCUGCAGUUCAACUCCUGAUCCAGCUCUCAUGUGGGAGGAGGAAGCCAUUUUCUUUGAGGGCAGUUGUAUGAAUGAAUGUCGUACCGCGUUUACCGCCAUCACUGUUUACGCAUUUGGUGGUUUCAAGACUACAAAGAUCUAGUUUUGUUCAAUGUCCCAAACAGUGGACUAUUCCUUACAUCCCAGAAACCAUCAAAAUGCAUUAUGGGUGGUUCUAAAAGUGGGGCUGGUGAAGGAUUUAAAUGACUUUAACGCAAAGCGAUAUACAGUCGAGAACGGAUAUAACUGGGGGCUAUAUGAAGCGUCUUGCUCAAGGGACCAAGUGUGGCAGCUUGGUGGUGCUGGGAUUUGAACUUGUGACCAGUAGCCCAGUGCCUUCACGACUAAUCCAUCAGUUCCUGAAGCAUAGCCAGGGGGUCUGUGAUGUUUUUAAAAACUUUUUUACAGUUCUGGUGAACACAACCCUUUAUCAUAAAACCUCAAUAACUCCAAAACGACCAGGCUUAGAAGUAAUUUCAAAUAGGUUUUCAGACAGGUUAUGUGGCUGGCUUAUACACCUAGCUUGUACUAGUACUAAUGCCGAGCCACCUGCUUCUCCGAUGGAGUAAAUUACGCAUAUGCGUGGAAAACCAGCUCUAUGAGGUUCGGCUCGACUGUGAAGUAGUCCCUCGAUGAGCAAGAGCAAGUGACUGCAUGUGUAAUGGCCGCCUUGCAAACAGAAACGCCUCCGUAAAAGUCUCGGUUUUAAAUUUUAGUUAUGGACCGAGUUGAACUGAAUAAAACUUUCACAAUAAC